This is a messenger RNA of Bombina bombina (fire-bellied toad), 7087 nucleotides long. RefSeq names its product protein tyrosine phosphatase non-receptor type 23 (gene PTPN23). The coding region runs from base 78 to 5789 and encodes 1903 amino acids. Gene Ontology annotation, biological process: endocytic recycling; protein transport to vacuole involved in ubiquitin-dependent protein catabolic process via the multivesicular body sorting pathway; protein dephosphorylation. Gene Ontology annotation, cellular component: endosome. The transcript has 25 exons. The record is from RefSeq and is a predicted model, not a curated record. NCBI's taxonomy places the organism in Eukaryota, Metazoa, Chordata, Amphibia, Anura, Bombinatoridae. Gene Ontology annotation, molecular function: protein binding; protein tyrosine phosphatase activity.
CUAUUUCCGGGUGGGGUCGGUAGGUUCGGUGCCCGUGACGCAGCUUUCAGCAGGAAGCUUGGCCUGUGCUCGCCAGCAUGGAGGCCGUACCCCGUAUGCCCAUGAUUUGGCUGGACCUCAAAGAGCCCGGGGAGUUCGGGUUCAACCAGGCCGUGAAACAGUUUGUCCUGAAAAAUUAUAGUGAGAAUCCAGAAAACUACAAUGAUGAGCUUAAGAAGCUGGAGCAACUGAGACAGAGUGCUGUGAAUGUGCCACGUGACUUUGAAGGAUGCAGUGUGCUGCGCAAGUACUUUGGACAGCUCCAUUACCUGCAGAGCCGCAUCCCCAUGGGGUUCGAGCAAGAGGCAGCUGUCCCGAUCUCUUGGACAGAAAUCUUCUCUGGGAAGACGGUUACUCACAAGGAUAUCAAGUAUGAGCAAGCGUGUGUCCUGUAUAACCUGGGUGCUUUACACUCUAUGCUGGGUGCCAUGGACAAGAGAGUAUCAGAAGAGGGUAUGAAGGUUUCAUGUACUCACUUCCAGUGCGCUGCUGGUGCAUUCGCUUACCUGCGUGAUCACUUUGCCCACUCGUACAGUGUAGACAUGAGCCAUCAGAUCCUCAACCUCAACAUUAACCUAAUGCUGGGGCAGGCGCAGGAAUGUCUGCUGGAGAAGUCCAUGCUGGAUAACAGAAAGAGCUUUCUAGUGGCCAGGAUCAGCGCACAGGUGGUUGACUACUACAAGGAAGCCUGCCGCGCCUUGGAGAACUCUGAGACAGCGUCUCUCCUGGGGAAAAUUCAGAAAGAUUGGAAGAAGCUUGUGCAGAUGAAGAUUUAUUAUUUUGCUUCCAUUGCUCAUCUACAUAUGGGCAAACAGGCGGAGGAGCAGCAGAAAUACGGCGAGCAGGUCGCUUAUCUACAGAGUGCUUUAGAUAAACUUAAUGAAGCCAUCAAACAGUCUAAGGGUCAGCCCACAACUGUACAGGAUGCUCUGAGAUUUGCCAUGGAUGUGAUUGGUGGGAAGUUCAAUUCUGCUAAAAAAGACAAUGAUUUUAUCUAUCAUGAAUCUGUUCCUGCCCUGGAAACACUGCAGGCCGUCAAAGGAGCCCCUUUAGUAAAGGCACUUCCAGUGAACCCCACGGAUCCUGCAGUUACUGGACCUGAUAUCUUCUGCAAACUUGUGCCAAUGGCAGCUCACGAAGCCUCCUCGCUAUACAGUGAAGAGAAAGCCAAACUUCUGAGAGAUAUUAUGUUGAAGAUAGAAGCCAAAAAUGAAGUCCUUGAUCAGUUCACUGACUCUCUUCAGCUGGACCCUGACACUGUAGACAACCUGGAUCUGUACAGCCAUAUCUCUCCUGCGCUGAUGGAGAAGUGUGCGGCUCUGAGCGUGCGCCCAGACACAGUGAAGAGCUUGGUCCAAUCCAUGCAGGUUCUAUCUGGAGUGUACACGGAUGUGGAGGCCUCACUGAAAGACAUUAAGGACCUUAUUGAUGAAGAAGAGAAUCAGGAACAGAAGCUGCAGGAGGAGCUAGGGAAGCAAGCAUCACCUCCCACACAAGCUUCACCCUCCAUGGCAGAGGUGAGCAAAGAAUGGGCCAAAUACAUGGAGGUGCACGAGAAGGCCAGUUUUACCAACACUGAGCUGCACAAAGCCAUGAACCUUCACAUCAGCAACUUGCGGCUCCUCAGUGGUCCACUGGAUCAGCUUCAGCAAGCUCUUCCUGCACCCAGCCUGACUGAAGAUGACAAGGCCGUUCUCCAAAACUUAAAGCGGGUCCUGAGCAAGGUACAUGAGAUGAGAGAGCAGCGACGCUCAUUGGAACAGCAGCUCCGAGACACAAUCCAAAAGGACGAUAUUACCACCUCCCUAGUCACCACUGACCGAUCUGAGAUGAAGAAAAUGUUUGCCGAGCAGCUAAAGAAAUAUGACCAACUGAAGGUGUAUAUAGACCAGAACUUGCUAGCCCAGGACAACAUCCUGAAGGCGCUGACCGAAGCCAAUGUCAAGUAUGCUCCUUUAAGAAAGGUCCUCACUGAGACAGAACAGAAGUGGAAUCACACAGUACAAACGCUGAUCUCUUCCUACGAAGCAUACGAGGACCUGAUGAAGAAGUCCCAGGAAGGCAAGGACUUCUAUGAUGACCUCGAAUGCAAAGUUGCCAAACUACUGGAAAAAUCCCGGGCAGCUUCUGAUGCAUCCCAAGCAAACAGGCAGCAGAUUCUAGAAAGGGAAAUGAAAAAGAAGCCACCACCUCGGCCAACUGCCCCAAAACCCUCAAUGCAGAAGAAGCCAUCAGAUGUGAGCCUUGAGAAUUUUUCUGCUGCAGAUCUUGCAGACAUACAGCACUUCAGUUCCCUUUUACUGUCUGACCUGCCGGAAGAGCUUAAGAGUCUUCCCCCUGAUGCUCUUGCUGCUCACUUUGACAGGAUAUCUGCUGAGGCACUUGGUCUCCUUCCCAUGGAUCAAGGAAAUCCAUAUGGGGUAUUGAAGCCUCCAGGCAUUCCUUCUUACAUUGGAGGAAGGACAGCUAGCGCACCCAUGCCAGACCAACCUCGAGUGCCUUUUAACCAUUUACCUCGUCCCUUUCCUCAAUAUGCACCAGGUGCUAUUCCUGGUCCUCAGUAUCCACCUGCUACAUUCAACAAUAACACUCAGCUGAGCACGCCAUCUGCUCAUAUUUAUCCAGGAGGGGCUAUAAACCGAGCACAUAUUAACUCUAAUCCAGCACCUACAUCUGUUUCAUACAAUUACCCUCCGGCUGCUUUGCCUCAACAGAGAAUCUCACCACAGCAUAUGCCAGUCCCAGUUUCAACUUCUGCAGCAUCACAGUUUAAGCCUAAUGCUGGGACAAACUUUGGAAUGGGACAGCAAAUUUCUUCCCCUGGACUUCCCCAUAAUGUUAUAAACCAAUCCGUACCAGUUCAACCUCAUGAUGGGAGCAUCCGCUUCCAUAGUCCUAUUCCAGGAAGCAGUGUACGACCACAAGUAGCUCAAGGGGUUGGUCCAGCAACCACUACAGUUGAUAGUAUUCAAGGGCCUAUUUCAAGCUAUACAACUCCCAGACUGCAAGGACCGGUCCAACCUGGCAUACCGCUCAACAAUCAUCCUAUGAAUCAACCAAUGACAACUUCUCAGAGCAGUUAUAUAGGCCAACAGCCACGUCCAGUAAUGGGCCCUCCAGUUUCCUUUCCUUAUCCUCAAAUUGGAAUGCAAAAUUAUGUUCAGCAGCCUCAAACUCAUUUGCACCAACCUCCAGCUCCUCAAAUGUUUCAUCCCACAGUGCACAACCAGCCCAGAAUGGAUAUGCAGACAAGGGCACUGUCUAUAUCUGGACAAAUGCAGUAUGUGCCUUCUGCACAGCCCACAUUUACUGGUCAGAUGCAAGCUCCUUCUCAGACUACACAUCCCCUAGUUUACCAACCACAGAGGCAGCCACUGGGAAUGCCUCCAGUAACACAAUUGCCUCCACAACAGAAUUUUCAGCAUCAAAACCAGUUUCCCCCACAGCGUGGCAUUGUACCACCUCAACAAAAUGUACAGUCAACAGUUCAUCCACAACUUGGACCACAGCAAUAUCCUGUUCACCAUCAGGAUAAACUGCCUCAGCAGGUACUCCCUCCACCACCUUGUGGAGUGAACCUCCACAGUGCUCUUCCCAGAGUGUCACCACAGUCAGUACAAACUAUACCUUCUUCUUUGGUUCAGCCAUCACCUUCAAUGCAUCCACAUCCUGCUGCCACUGUUAUGCAGUCUCUACCACCUGGGUCAACGGCACAGAUUCCACCAACUAUGCCUUUUGCUCCUCAUGCAGCAUCCCAAAUGUCAGUAGGAGGUCCUCAAACUACUCCCUCAGUACCCCGCCAUAUGCAACCUCCCAUUAGCCCUGCCAUUAGUCAGUUACCGGGCUCGGUUAUAGUUUCAGGUUCUUCAGCAAUUCCAUCUCCAGCACCCUCACCUCAGCCCUCAUUGGUUGCCCAACCUCCAGCAGUACUUCCAUCAUCUGUGCCUACAUCUUCUGCUAUGCCACAAAGGCCACCUCCUGCUCUGACUCCCGGAACAGCACCAUUAACCCACAGCUCUAAUGAGGUUGUUUUCCAGCGGCAGAGCUCCUCCACAGAUGACCUCCUUUCAUCGAGUCCUGAGAGUCAGCACGGUGGAUCUAAUACCUCAGUUGGGCAGCCAUUAUUGCAGCCCACCAAAGCAGACUCCAAGGAUGGACAGAAGCCAAAGAGUAUCCAACUAAUUGAGAAUGAUCCUUAUGAAAAGCCAGAACACAUAAUGCGUCUGCUGUCUGAGCUCGACAGGUUUCGAGUUGUGGUUGAAGCUCUCGAUAAGCCAGUUCCUGGCUCCGCAACACAACUAGAUUCUAUGUGGAAAGAAUUUCAGGAUGCUCAAGAAAAGGAGGCCAGGCAACUCUCAAUUGCCAUUGCCCGAUGCUAUACCAUGAAGAACCGGCAUCAAGACAUCAUGCCUUAUGACAAGAACCGAAUAAUCCUGCAGUCUGGAAAAGAUGAUUAUAUAAAUGCCAGUAAGAUUGAAGAUCUUUCUUCAUAUUGUCCAACUAUUAUUGCUACACAAGCCCCCCUUGUGGGAACUGCUUCUGACUUCUGGUUGAUGAUACAUGAGCAGAAGGUUUCUUUGAUUGUUAUGCUGGUGUCUGAGCUGGAGUUCGAAAAGCAAAAGGUGAUGCGGUACUUUCCAAUGGAGCGCGGCCAGCCGAUGGUGCACGGACAUAUCACGCUCACUCUGACCAGCCAGAAAGUCACCUCGUCCCAUGUAGAGAGAGUGAUCGCCCUGCAGUACAAGGACCAGAGCCUGAAACGUUCCAUCAUUCACCUGCAGUUCACUUCCUGGCCUGAGCUAGGGCUGCCAGAUAGCAAAGGAAACUUGCUGCGCUUCAUCCAGGAGGUGCACAGCCACUACCUGCACCAGAGGCCGCUGCACACCCCUAUUGUAGUGCAUUGCAGUUCUGGAGUGGGGAGGACCGGAGCCUUCUGCCUUAUGUAUGCAGCCAUGCAAGAAGUUGAAGCUGGGAAUGGGAUUCCCAACCUUGCAGAGCUAGUGAAGAAGAUGAGGCAACAGAGGAAGCACAUGCUUCAAGAGAAGUUACACCUGAAAUUCUGCUAUGAGGCAGUGUUAAAGCACGUGGAGCUUGUACUACAGAGACACGGGGUCAAUACCCCCUCGGCAAGUAAACCUCAGCCCAGCCUUUCACAAAAAAUCUACAGUGUGCAGGAUCCACAGGAUAUAGUUCUGGGAGGGGACAUGCCCAUAAGUUCUAUUCAAGCUACCAUUGCGAAGUUGAGCAUCAAACCUUACUCUGGAGGCACAGAAACUCUGAAUCAUUAUCUGCUGCCAGAGCCCUUGUUUGACGAGCAACCACCGGGUGAACUUCUUCAGCCUGCUUUCCCAUUAGAUGUGUUUGAACCUGAUCUUACACUUGGUGUAAGUACUGAGCAAGAACCAUCAAAGAGUCAACUCUCACAAGAUGGAAGCUCCAUAUCUGUAGCUGAAACAGUUGUAGAAAGCCAUAACCACCAUCCUGUGAUGAGUGGAAAAAUGAUGCCAACUGCAGAGCCCUCUGCUGCUCCUGUUUCUGUCUCUACAGCACCCUCCUCCUCCUCCAUGAACCUGCUAGCCUCCCUUACACCCGAGACCUUCAGCUUGGACAGCUCUCAGAGAGGAAAACAAAAAAUGAAUAAACAGAGCUUUUUACAUCCACAGAAUGGAGGAGUCCUGGCACGUGGUACUGAAGCCAGUGGUGAUCCACUCAGCAUGUUGGACCCACUUUGGACACUGAAUAAAACCUAAGCUCUGUGCAGACCUCUGUAGCUUUGCCUUACCGCAGAAUAAGGACGUUUGGCUUCCUUUAUUCCUCACCUCACCAUGUGCAUUCCUGUUCAGUGCACUGAGAUCGUAAAACGUUAUCAGUUGUGCUUCAGAUCAGUUGGAGAAUGGAACACGUAAAGUCAGAAUCUUCAGUUUGUAAAAUAUUUACUUUGGUGACUUAAUAACUAAAGACUAUUCAGCGAGACAUCAACACUAACUCCUAUGCAUAAAUCAUUAUUGCCAGUUGUAUGUGUGCAAAUCUCCCAUGUGAAUUAUCAGUUCACUGUGGCCUUAACAUUUGGCCCCACAAUACUGCAAACCGACUUAAGGAAUCAACACAGUCUAAGCAAUCAACUAAGCACUACCAUUUGUUGCAGAGCAGGAAUCUUCAUAUUCAUAUAUUAGUUACAUUCUUGCUCAUAGCAGACAAAAUAUCCAUCAUAUUAAUAUUGUAGGGCAGUAGAACAUCUCAAAAUACUGUAUUCAGCUGAGCUGUUUUGGGCCUGGACCUUAAGAUUCAGAGCUGCUUUGUUUUAUUUGGCAAUAAGGCACUGCUGUGGCUCUGUAAUUGUUGCAUAACACUUCAGUAAUAUAUGAUGCAUGAUGAAGGUAUUUUCACAACUAUUGGAGCAUUGAUUAAAUGAGACUGAUCUUUUUAUUUACAUUUGAAAGAAAAAUGAUUCUGCUUCAUGUUGGAAUACUGCAUGAUUUUUCAGCGUGCCCACUUUCCUCUUCACAAUUUCAUCUCACAAUUGAGACCGUAACGAAAAUUCAGAUGCUGACAAAAUACAUUUAAAUAACUGUUUUUGGAAGUACCGGUUCAUCAUGUGAAAUAAUAGUGCAUGUACUUUCAAAUGUCCCUUUAAGAGAUUAUUUAAUGGUUACCCAGCCACUCCAGUGCCUUAUUGCCAUUAUUAUGUCCUAUUUAAUAUGUGUAUCUCUUCGUGUAUUUGUCCAUUUAAAUGUACAGUACAAUAUAGCUUACAUUUCAGAAUACUUGAAUGGUGUUUAAAGGUGCAGUCCUGUUUAUGGGUUUCAUUUUUGGUUCUUUAAAGUAUCUGUUCUCUUCUCAUUUUAUUUUUUCUUCUUAAUUAUUGAUAUGAAAACCAUUUCCGAGCAUUGCUGGAUUCACUGCAGUAUUGUUUUCUCAUAUCCAAAUAAGACCCAAGAACAAAAAUAUUGUAAAUACACUGUCUGUUUAUGGAUUUUAUUGUGCUUCUCACAGUGCUAUUAAAUCUUUUAAUUAUAAACUCUAAAAUAAAUGUUUAAAAAAAACGUUA